Messenger RNA from Apaloderma vittatum (bar-tailed trogon), 1294 nucleotides. RefSeq names its product importin-9-like. The annotation marks the transcript as partial. The transcript is spliced from 12 exons. NCBI's taxonomy places the organism in Eukaryota, Metazoa, Chordata, Aves, Trogoniformes, Trogonidae. The record is from RefSeq and is a predicted model, not a curated record. Gene Ontology annotation, molecular function: small GTPase binding. Gene Ontology annotation, cellular component: cytosol; nuclear envelope. Gene Ontology annotation, biological process: protein import into nucleus.
CAGAGACAACUACAUGCUCUGUACGGACGUCCUGAGCUCGACGCUGUCGGUGCUGGUCCACUUCAGCAAGGCGGGAGAGUUUGGCGUUCAUUUAGCGGAACUGACUGUAGAUCCGCAGGGAGCUCUGGCCAUCCGUCAGCUAGCGUCUGUAAUUUUGAAACAGUAUGUGGAAACUCACUGGUGUUCUCAGUCAGAAAAGUUUAGACCUCCAGAGACCACUGAAAGGGCAAAAGUUGCCAUUAGGGAGCUCCUACCCAACGGGCUGAGAGAAUCAAUCAGCAAAGUGCGCUCGAGUGUCGCUUACGCGGUGUCAGCCAUCGCCCACUGGGACUGGCCUGAAGCCUGGCCCGAGCUCUUCAACCUCCUCAUGGAGAUGCUGGUCAGCGGCGACGUGAACGCGGUGCACGGAGCCAUGAGAGUGCUGACAGAAUUUACACGAGAAGUGACGGACACACAGAUGCCACUUGUUGCUCCUGUCAUUCUUCCGGAGAUGUACAAAAUUUUCACAAUGGCAGAGGUGUAUGGUAUUCGCACAAGGUCGCGUGCAGUGGAGAUAUUUACCACGUGUGCCCACAUGAUCUGUAACAUGGAGGAAUUGGAAAAGGGUGCGGCCAAAGUCCUGAUUUUUCCGGUGGUGCAGCAGUUCACAGAGGCCUUUGUUCAGGCCCUGCAAAUGCCUGAUGGACCUACAUCAGACAGUGGGUUUAAGAUGGAAGUCUUGAAGGCUGUGACAGCACUUGUGAAGAACUAUCCGAAGCACAUGGUUUCCUCAAUGCAGCAGAUCCUGCCCAUUGUCUGGAACACCCUUACAGAAAGCGCCGCCUUUUAUGUGAGGACAGAAGUAAAUUACACAGAAGAGGUGGAGGACCCUGUGGAUUCUGAUGGUGAAGUAUUGGGCUUUGAAAAUCUAGUGUUCAGCAUAUUUGAAUUUGUUCAUGCCUUGUUGGAAAACAACAAAUUUAAGAGCACAGUGAAGAAGGCUUUGCCAGAGCUGAUCUAUUACAUCCUCCUUUACAUGCAGAUCACAGAGGAGCAGAUAAAAGUUUGGACUGCAAAUCCACAGCAGUUUGUGGAGGAUGAAGAUGAUGAUACGUUUUCCUAUACCGUGAGGAUUGCUGCACAGGAUCUGUUGCUGGCUGUGGCUGCCGAUUUCCAGAACGAGAGCGCCACCGCUUUGGCUGCAGCAGCUACAAGACAUUUACAAGAAGCGGAGCAGGCCAAGAACAGCGGCGCUGAGCACUGGUAAGGACACUGAUAAGAAUGGCAAGCUCUCGUACAGCGUUGGCUGCAGCCC